Cydia pomonella (codling moth) is the source of this 1492-nucleotide messenger RNA. Its product is annotated as neuropeptide-like protein 31. NCBI's taxonomy places the organism in Eukaryota, Metazoa, Arthropoda, Insecta, Lepidoptera, Tortricidae. The coding region runs from base 55 to 285 and encodes 76 amino acids. The record is from RefSeq and is a predicted model, not a curated record. The transcript has 2 exons.
UUAUCGGGAAACAAAAGCCGUUCGCACUUGAUUCUAAAAUCAAAUCGUUUCAAAAUGGCCGUUGGAAGGAUAUUGUUGAUGUUGGCAGUUUUGGUGAUGUUGGGAAUAUCACAUAGCCAAAUAAUCGGCGGUUUCGGCGGCUACGGCGGUGGCAUCGGCAUCAUCGGCUUCGGUCGGCGUUAUGGCUACGGCUAUGGCUAUCCUGGCUACGGAGGCUAUAGAGGUUACGGAGGCUAUAGGGGUUUCUACCCCCCUCCACCACCACCACCACCGUUCUUUGGAUGAGCGAUGAUAGUGCAGAAUUAAACUACACAGUGUUUAUUUAAGGGAAAAGGCGACGCUUUUCCAUACAAACGUAGACCCCAUUUUCCUUUCUGGAUAUUAACAUUAUGAAAAAUAUUUUUACAUAAUUUGAUGUAUAUCAACUAUAGCUAUGCCCUUACGUUUGACUUUUUUCGAGAUUUUUGAUUAUUGUAAAAAUUAGGAGCGAAAUACAGAUUUUCAUAAAAAAAAUUCAAUUCUUCUAACUCUGAUAAUAAUUAAAAAUUCGAACAAAAUUAAACGUAGAAACAUAGCUGUGGUUGAUAUACAACAAAUUGUGACAAAAUAUUUUCAAUAAUGUUAAUAUUCAGAGGAAAAUGAGGAUUAAGUUUGUAUGAAAAGGCGAUUUCCACAAGUUCUCCAUUCGUUCAUUCUAAUCGCGGGUCCACAUUCGUAUUAAGUACGAGUAUUAUGCCUAGGCUACAAAACUUUGCUGAUGCUUGUAGCGUCAAAGCGUCGAGCGUCGGUCGAGCACCAUCCAUUUAAAAUACGUAUUGACGCUGCUAGCGUAACUGUUGACCAAAAGCGCUUGGAACUUUUUUCGUGACCCGUUAGUAAAUAUGAUUAGAAUAUUUGCGAUGUUGUUAUUAUUCUAACCUAAUCGACUAUUUUAGUUAAUCAAAGGCAGAAUUGAAAAUGAUAUACUAGUAAGUAAGUAGUAAAUGAUAUAUGAACAUGACCACGUUAUACCGUUUGCAUCUACUCGUAUCGUUUCAAAACAUUUAUAACAUUAUCGAUUAUCGUUUACGAUUGACGAUAGUCAUCUUGGUUAGGCCUGUUUGCGUAGCCCACAUGCUUAUUGUUUACGCUCCGUAGCGGACGAAACACAACUAUCACUGUCGUACUAAUAAGAAAUAAAUAGUGAUAGGAAGAGAUGACUACACUACAUCACGGAGUGUUAACGAUUGGGAUGUUGGCUAAGCACUCUAGUUAGGGACGAAACGUUAGUUUUUAUGUAUAAUUGUACCAGUGAAGUAUUUUGAGAUAAAUAAGCUUAUUUUGUUUUUAUAAAUGUACCUAAUUGUAUUAUUGUACCAUGAGGAGAUUCAAUUAUAGAGUCGCCAAAACUAUUAUCUUGGCACGUCUGCAUAUAAAUGUGUAUUCAUAUUUCAAGUAUUGUUAAGUAGUUAAAAUAAGAAUUGUUUAUAGGUAAUAAAUUAUUUAAAAGAUA